CCAAUAAUUAAAAAGGACCACCUAACAACCACCAAACGACCACCAAACGAUACGUAAAAGAAAUUUUAAAAAAUAUUAAAAACUGGAGUGCAAGUGUGAAGUUAGCACUCUAAAAUUGAAAAGUUUCUAUUUUUUUUUUUAUUUUUGACCACCUAAAGUUGAGAAGUAGCACCUAACGAUCACCAAACGACCACCAAUCCUUUCCAAUUGAAAAGAAUCAUAUAUUUCAUGGCUUGAGUGCUAACUUCACGUACACGUGAAGUAAAGUAACGAUCUGGUAAUUGUUAGAACAAGUUUUUUUUUACUGAAAAAAGAAAAACAAUGGGAAACAAAAAAAUUAAGAACGAGUCAUUGGAGAAUGAGGAAGAAAAUAAAUUUUCCACUGAAGACGAAAAUGAAACACAACGAAAUGUUGAAAUUUUUGACAAUAGCGACAAGAGGUUAAUUUUAUGUUCGUAUCCUGGCUGCAGAAUGAAAUUUACAAAACCUUCUAAAUUCAAGACGCAUUUGUGUACGCACACUGGAGAGAGACCAUUUGCGUGCAAUGUUGAUGGAUGCGAUAAAGCAUAUUUGUAUAGUACACAUUUAAAGAGGCACAAAUUGACUCAUAAACAGGCAAACAAAGAAGAAUAUCAAUGUAAAAUUUGUGGAGCAACAUACUCGCAAAGACAAAAUUUAAAGCGACAUUGCUUAACUAAACACGAGAAGAAAGAUAAUUUUAAUAAAAAAUGUGAGGAAUGUUCUCUGGUAUUUUCGACACUAAAAGAAUUACAGCAACACCUGAUAGAUGAACAUAAUCGGAAAUUAUUUCUAUGUCAUAUUUGUUCGAAAUCAUUCUCACAGCGCAUUCAUUUACGACGUCAUCUCGAGUCAACUGUUCAUAAAACAGGUUUCAUUUGUCAAGUUUGUCAAAUGUCCUUUGAUUCCUUUAAGAAGAUUAUGGAACACAAGAGAGAAGAACAUAUUACUCAAUAUGAAGAAUUCUUUUGCGAUAUUUGUAAAAAGAAAUUUUUAUCUAAGUCCUGUCUGAGGAGUCACAUGACACAAUUACAUUUAGAAACGUUAAUAUUUAAAUGUCCAUUCGAUGAUUGUAAGCAGGAAUAUGAAUAUCGGAGAAAUUUAAAUUCACACAUUCGUCAGCAUCAUAAGGACAUUAGAUUUCAAUGUGAAUUGUGCUCGAGAAAAUUGUCAACGAAACAAAAACUUGCUGAGCAUGUUAUUAAGAUACAUGAGAAUCCCGUGCAACGAAAACCCCCGCCAAUAAAUGAAUAUCGAAGGGCACGACGAGAUAUUGGUGUAGCAAAGAGAAGUGCACUCUCACAACUUUGUGGACUUAAAUUGCAACCGGCAAUGGAGAAAAUAUUAAGAAAUCGUCCCAUUCAAAAAAAUGAAUAAAUAGGACCAUUAAGAUGUGGAAAAACAAUAACGCCCGAGAUAAUACGCGACAUUGUCGAGAAAUUGCAAAUGAGACGACUUUAUGUGCCUUCAUCGUUGAUUCUUAAUCAUUUGCAACUUUAUUAUCCAACU
Leptopilina heterotoma is the source of this 1527-nucleotide messenger RNA. Its product is annotated as transcription factor IIIA-like. The transcript has 6 exons. Gene Ontology annotation, cellular component: nucleus. Lineage: Eukaryota; Metazoa; Arthropoda; Insecta; Hymenoptera; Figitidae. The record is from RefSeq and is a predicted model, not a curated record. Bases 322 to 1395 code for a protein of 357 amino acids. Gene Ontology annotation, biological process: regulation of transcription by RNA polymerase II.